This is a messenger RNA of Hemibagrus wyckioides, 1750 nucleotides long. RefSeq names its product interleukin-1 receptor-associated kinase 4 (gene irak4). NCBI's taxonomy places the organism in Eukaryota, Metazoa, Chordata, Actinopteri, Siluriformes, Bagridae. The coding region runs from base 181 to 1560 and encodes 459 amino acids. The transcript is spliced from 11 exons. Gene Ontology annotation, biological process: signal transduction; protein phosphorylation. The record is from RefSeq and is a predicted model, not a curated record. Gene Ontology annotation, molecular function: ATP binding; magnesium ion binding; protein serine/threonine kinase activity.
AUAAGAGAGGAAGUUGGCCAAUAUGGGAAAAACCCACAAGGACACGAAGCAAAGAGGCUAAUUACUGCUAGUUUGGCGGCUGAUUUAUCUGUCAGAGUGCUGUAAAAGUUGCGUUUCUGUUUUAAAACGAAAGAAAAGCGUGUAGGACGGCUUGACUGUGUAAUAAGCUAACGGGUGAGUAUGAGCUCCAGUGUCACUUCAGAGACUUUGGUGCGGAAGCUGAGCCACUCGACUCUCCGCAAACUCUCUGACUUUCUGGACCCGCAAGACGCGUGGAAAAGUGUCCUGGUAGAUAUACAGAAAGACAACGGGGAGCCGAGGUACACCCAGCUACACCUCAGGAGAUUUGAAAGGUUGGUGGCCCAAGGUAAAAGUCCUACAGUGGAGUUGUUGUAUGAUUGGGGUACCACAAACUGCACAGUUGGGGAACUGGUGGAAAUUCUCAUCAGACACAAGCUGAUUGCACCUGCCAGAGUGCUACUGCCAGAUGUAACUGCAGCACCUGUUGCCACACAUUGGAGGGCAGUCGAGGAUCCACCCACUGAAUAUCACCAGCAGCAGACUCAGAUUUGUCCAGUAAAACUCGAUAAAGUAAAUCUAACAGAAGAAACGGCUCACACGAUACCUGACAGCACCACCGGACCAGAGACGAGUCAAGAGCCUGAUGAAGAAGGUUUCUACGCCUUCACUUAUCACGAGCUGACAAAAAUCACAGGGAACUGGGAUGAACGGCCAGCUUCACUGGGAGGCAGCAGACUGGGCGAGGGCGGCUUUGGAAUCGUUUUCAAGGGUCUGCACAACGUCAAGCAUGUGGCAGUAAAGAAACUGAAUUUAGUAGAUGGCCUGUCUCCUGAGGAGCUCAAGUCUCAGUUCAGUCAAGAGAUUCAAACACUGAGGAGGUUAAAACAUGUGAAUCUGGUGAAUAUGGUUGGUUAUUGCAGUGAUGGCCAGUAUCCAUGUUUAGUGUAUGCUUACAUGUCUAAUGAUUCAUUAUUGGAUCGAUUAGCAUGUCUGGAGGGAAGCAGUCCUUUAUCCUGGCAGGUGAGGAGUGCUAUAGCACUCGGAACAGCCAGAGGCCUCGAGUACCUUCACCAAAACAACCACAUACAUCGGGAUGUGAAAAGUGGGAAUAUCUUGUUGGAUGAAUCUUUCAUUCCCAAGAUUUCAGAUUUUGGUUUAACACGUGCAUCGGCUAAGCUCUCAAGCACGACAGUGAUUACUGAGAAAAUCGUAGGGACGACGGCUUACAUGGCACCAGAGGCCCUGAGAGGAGAGAUCACCCCAAAAUCAGACGUCUUCAGCUUUGGGGUGGUGCUGCUGGAAAUUCUGUCUGGACUUCCUCCUGUUGAUGAAAACCGCGACCCAAAACUUCUGAUGGAGAUGAAGGACGAGAUCGAGGAUGAGGAGAUCACACUGGAGGAGUUUGUAGAUAAGAAAAUGUUGGACUGGGAUAUAGAGUCUGUGGAAACGGUGUACAACGUGGCCAGCCAGUGCCUGAGUGAAAGGAAGAACCGGAGGCCACUGAUGAAGGAGGUGCUCGCUGAGCUGGAGGGACCUUAAACCUCAAUCAUCUCACACCCAACAUGCAGAGUGACAAGAGCCUGAACUCUACUUUUCUGUAAAGUCUAAAAUGUUAUGUAAAUAUUUUGUACAUAAGAGCUGGUUGUCUUUAUUUCCCUAUUACAGAAAAUCAAAUGUAAGCAUAUGGGUUUUUAUAUUAUUCAAUUAAAGAAGUCGUUUGUGUUUUAAA